Vigna umbellata (rice bean) is the source of this 1470-nucleotide messenger RNA. Lineage: Eukaryota; Viridiplantae; Streptophyta; Magnoliopsida; Fabales; Fabaceae. The record is from RefSeq and is a predicted model, not a curated record.
AGAGUUUCUGGCUGUAACUGUUUGACUACAUAUGGAUGAUUGGAUUCUUGUGAUUACAAAUCAAUUCAAGCAUUAUAAUAAUGAAAAAUUCAAUAGCAUACAUGUUCAAACAUCUAAGGCAUGACUUAAUGAAAUUUUACUAGGUUGAUGAUGAAGUACGACUUGAAGAUGAUUGGGUGCCCAUGGAUGAACAAUUAAAUCCAGCAGAACUUGAGGAGGUUAUCAGAUCAAAGGAAGCACAUUCUAGGGCAGUUGUACUUGAGAGUAUUGGGGAUAUUCCUGAUGCUGAGAUUAAACCUCCUGAAAAUGUAUUGUUUGUCUGUAAAUUGAACCCAGUUACUGAGGAUGAGGACUUGAAUACUAUAUUUUCUCGCUUUGGAACUGUAUCAUCGGCAGAAAUCAUCCGUGAUCACAAAACUGGUGACAGUUUAUGCUACGCUUUCAUAGGUCAGUAUGUACACUUUGUCAUUUGUGUAAAAUUUGUGCUUUUUAAUUGUGUUAAAGUAGUCUUCCUCAUUUUCUUUCCAAUUUCUACACCAGUUGCCUGGUUCUUUCCUAUGUAAUUCUUUGAGUCGAUUUGUGUCUACCACCUUUUUUAUUCAGGAUAUCUUUAGUGUAGCAUUUCCAACUAGGAAUAACAAAAGGCAAUAAAAGGUAGAUAUGCUUAACAUGUGUACUACAAAUAAGUUUUCUGUUCCCAAAUCAAAGUUUCCUUGUGUUUGUAAAUUUUUCCUUCUGGUCUUUUUCGUUGUUGUGUUUAGUGGUAUUUAUAUAAGAAUGCAAGGACAAGCACUCAUGUACAUAUGAAAUCUGAUAGAUUUGUCCAACACUUUGUUUGUGUGGUGCAUUUGGUUGGAGUGUUUCACAUGUUUUUAAAAUUGUUCCAUAGCACAAUACUUGACUUUGAAUCCUCCAAAAAUAAUAGAAUGGUGAUCUUCCAUAUAAGUGGAUCAUCACAAUCCAUCAAAUCUAAUUGGCAAUGGAAGGCCGUUGGAGAUCUCACAUCGAUUAAUGAUAAGGUCAAUAUACAAUAUGUAAGUUUAAGGGAAGGAAAUUCUCCCUUUAUAAGGUGGUUAGGCUUAAACUCACUUCUUAAUAAAUUAGUUUGAUUUCAUCGUAAGAUCGCAACCAACAUAAUCAAUCUCCUUUUUUCUUAUGUUCCACGAUAUAAACUCAUGUAUAAGUUUAAGCCAUGGAUUCAAAAAACAUAAGAACACAUGAACAUAGUAACAAUAUAAGAACAUGCUAACCAUCAUGUGUUGAGAAUGGGAAAAGUGAAGAGUAAAAGAUGGAGAAAGGUAAGAAGUGAAGAACAUGGCACUUCUGUUAGGCUUAAAAUAUGAUAUACAAGGAAUCAUCGCUUGAAUUCCUAAAACCUUCAAGAUGAAACAGAGUAAGCAAAUUACUUCCUCAGUAGAACAACUCACAAAUUUCACAAAGAAAACAAAUUCAUUCAAAACUGUGAAGCAA